AUGCUGGUGUGUGUUGCAGAGUUUUCAGAAAGCAGAAAGAAUGUCCAAAAGGAAAACCAAGGCAUAGGAAAUGCCAGGGUGGUUAACAACUCUUUAAAGCUAAAGGGGCAGCAAGCACCCGUUCACCUCACCUUACCACCUUUUCUUCCCUCUCAGUCCCAUGGAGGUGCCAUAUUUUCGGCCUAUGGUCAUUCACAUGAGAAAAGGGUCAUGUCAUGUGGUGUGAUGGUGGGACCAUGGAGCAUAGGAAGCAUAGGAAAAAGGGUUACACAGGCAAAACUUACUCAGCCACAUGAGUAA
Messenger RNA from Sphenostylis stenocarpa, 300 nucleotides. The record is from the annotation of a GenBank genome assembly. NCBI's taxonomy places the organism in Eukaryota, Viridiplantae, Streptophyta, Magnoliopsida, Fabales, Fabaceae.